UGUCUCCCGAUCUGUUUACUCCUCGCGCUCGGCUCCCCAGCGGCGGCUGAGUGGGUGGCGGCGGCGGCGGCUGCAGCAGCUGAGCCGGCGGCGCCGAUCGGCAGCUGGGUCACCCCUCCCUUCCCCGCAACAUCUGCCGCCUUCGCCGUUCCGACGCAGCCGCGCAGCCCGCAGAGAGAGCGAGAGAGCGAGAGGUGCCUGGGGAGAGCCAUGAAGACGGAGAUCUCCACGGCCGCGGGCUUCAUCACCCGCCUCCUCAGGACGCCCGGCGGCAUCGGCGACGAGGAGCUGCGUUGCUUCAGCGAGUCCCUCCAGGAGGCACUCCGAGACCAUUAUAAGCACCACUGGUUCCCCCUGAUGCCCUCCAAAGGCUCUGGGUACCGCUGCAUUAGGAUCAAUCACAAGAUGGACCCCUUGAUAGGCAAGGCAGCAGGCAUGAUUGGACUCAGCCACGAGAGACUCUUCCAGCUCCUGCCCAGCGAACUAACUCUCUGGGUAGACCCGUUUGAGGUGUCCUAUCGUAUAGGAGAAGAUGGGUCUAUCUGCGUCCUCUAUGAAGGCCCUGAGCCAGCCAUGAAGAAUGCCAAAGCUCUGGAGAGCAGAAGCAGCUGUAAAGAGGAGUGGAGAAUUGGCAGAGCCAGCCCUUCCAAGAACUACAACAUGAUGACAGUUUCCAGUUAAAAAAAAAUAACAUUCCCUGUACAAUGAUGUAUGUAUGUAUCCCACUUUGAUAAUGAAGUUAGAUGAUGUAAUUGAUAUGUUGAUUUUCACCCCAUAGUCAUUAAAGUUGUAGUAGUACUGCCAAACUCUUUGUUUUGUGGCCAAGGGCUAAUGUAUAAAAACAGUUCUUUUACAUGUUUUCUGGAUUGUAUACUGUAAAUGAAAUUGUACAGUCAAUGCAAUUGUUUUACAGAUUUAUAUUUUGGAAAAAAAUCCUUGGCUAUUUGUAAUAAAAAUGAAAUUAAUUUCA
This is a messenger RNA of Candoia aspera, 970 nucleotides long. RefSeq names its product protein BTG1-like. NCBI's taxonomy places the organism in Eukaryota, Metazoa, Chordata, Lepidosauria, Squamata, Candoiidae. Bases 211 to 681 code for a protein of 156 amino acids. Gene Ontology annotation, cellular component: nucleus; cytoplasm. Gene Ontology annotation, biological process: negative regulation of cell population proliferation; negative regulation of mitotic cell cycle. The transcript is spliced from 2 exons. The record is from RefSeq and is a predicted model, not a curated record.